Molecule: messenger RNA, 621 nt
Organism: Penicillium cinerascens
Lineage: Eukaryota; Fungi; Ascomycota; Eurotiomycetes; Eurotiales; Aspergillaceae
Gene: hel10
Product: putative high expression lethality protein Hel10
Exons: 2
Coding region: 1-621 (206 amino acids)
Source: RefSeq, a predicted model, not a curated record
AUGUCCGGCUACGACCAAUACAACCAGGGCUACGGCCAGCAAGGCUAUGGUCAGCAGGGCCAACAGGGCUACGGCCAACAAGGCUAUGGUCAGCAGGGCCAGCAGGGCUACGGCCAGCAGGGUUACGGCCAGCCCCAAUACGGCGAGCAGCAAGGUUACGGCCAGCAGCAGCAUCAGCAUCAGCAUCAGCAGGGGCAGAGCUCCGGUGACUACUACGGUGGCCAGCAACAGCACGGCCAGGGCCAGUACGGUGGUGGCUACGACCAGCAGCAGCAGCAGCAGUACGGCCAGGACCAGUACCGCCAAGGUGGCUACGAGCAGCAGCAGGGUGCCCCCGGUGAGGCCCAAGAGGGCGAGCGUGGUCUUGCCGGCGCUCUCGCAGGCGGCGCGGCUGGUGGUUUCGCCGGCCACAAGGCCAACCACGGCUUCCUCGGAACCAUCGGUGGAGCCAUCAUCGGUAGCAUCGCCGAGGACGCGCUCAAGAAGCACAAGAACCACGACCAGAGUCCCGGCGGCCCCUCGCCCGGUCCCUACGGCGGCUCUCCCGGUCCUUACGGCCGCCCUCCCUCCAACCAGGGUAGUGGCAUGAUGGACCAGCUUGGCGGCUUCUUCAAGAAGUAG